AAUUAAAAGGCGAGGCGGUGUUUUACAGAUGACGGACAGCUGAUGCAGCCAAUGAAAGACGCGCCGCCCAUUCGACGGCCAAUGACUGACCCGCGGGGGCGGGGCUAACGCGGCCGUUUUAUCCGCACAGUCUCUCGCCGAGCAGAAGGAGAAUCCCAAAAAUGACAUCCAGCAGCUUUCCAAAGAAAACCCGCGGCGUUUAGAGAAGUUUCCCUCCUCACAUUAUCACGGAUCACAGCGCGUUCUUCAGAGAUGUAGUCGGUAGACGCGUGAAAUGUGUAUUUAAUACAGAAGGACAGUGUUUCCACACAACCGUUAUUGACGCGCGUCCCCGAUCGCAAACUCCCGAUCCUUCAGCUCCGAACCGGACAUGUGUGACUUAAUGCCAGCGGCUCAACCGGCCGAGAAAAUCGGCAAAAUGAAGAAAUUAAGAAGAACUUUGUCGGAGAGCUUCAGUCGGAUCGCCUUCAAGAAAGAAGACAGAUGGUUUGAUGAUAUAUGUGUCACCAAGAUGUCCACUCGCAGCUGCCAGGGAUCGGACUCGCUCAUCAAGCCCCUGGACACUAUCCCUGAGGACCGGAAGGUGCAGCGCACGCAGAGCGGCUUCGACCCCUUCGAGAAGCCGGCCGGUCAGGUGAAGCGCGUUCACUCGGAGAACAACGCCUGCAUCAACGCCAAGAGCUCGUCCUCCGGGAAAGAGUCUCCCAAACUCCGCCGUCACUCCAGCCCCAGCUCCCCCACGAGCCCAAAGUUUGGGAAAGCAGACUCGUACGAGAAGCUGGAGAAGCUCGGAGAGGGAUCCUACGCCACCGUCUACAAAGGGAAGAGCAAGGUAAACGGGAAGCUGGUUGCGUUGAAAGUGAUUCGUCUGCAGGAGGAAGAGGGAACGCCGUUCACAGCGAUUAGAGAAGCGUCUCUGCUGAAAGGCCUGAAACACGCCAACAUCGUGCUGCUCCACGACAUCAUUCACACCAAGGAAACCCUGACGCUGGUCUUCGAGUAUGUGCACACAGAUCUGUGUCAGUACAUGGACAAACAUCCCGGCGGCCUCCAUCCGGACAACGUCAGGCUCUUCCUAUUCCAGUUACUGAGGGGUUUGUCUUACAUCCAUCAGCGCUACAUCCUUCACCGAGACCUGAAACCACAGAACCUGCUCAUCAGCGACACCGGAGAACUCAAACUGGCCGACUUCGGUGAGAACACCUCAGAUCUAACCACACCGGCUCUCAUUCACGAGUAUUCAUCUGCUGAAGGGCCGUUUUGGCUUGGUGUGCUGCAGCAUAUGGUGUCUUUCUCUGGCCGGGCCCCGUGGCUCUCAGCGGGGUCAUUAGGAGCCGGUCUGUUGGCCUGUGCGAAGUCGUUGUACCCAGCCACACGUACUUUAACGAGGUGGGUGGUGUGUGCUUCUGCUCCCACUACAACUCAACUUCACACGGGAUCCACAGAUUACUCCACCUGUCUGGACAUGUGGGGUGUCGGAUGCAUCUUCGUGGAAAUGAUCCAGGGAGUGGCGGCGUUCCCGGGCAUGAAGGACAUUCAGGAUCAGCUGGAGAGGAUAUUUCUGGUUUUGGGGACGCCGUCAGAGGAGACGUGGCCAGGUGUUCACUCACUCCCGCACUUCAAACCAGAUCGAUUCACUGUCUACAGUCCCAAGAAACUCAGACAAGCCUGGAAUAAGCUGGGUUAUGUAGAUCAUGCUGAAGAACUGCAUACCACACCAUCCUUCCCAAAGAACCGUCUCUCUGCCCAGGCUGCGCUCCAUCACGAAUACUUCAGCCAUCUGCCCCCGAGACUCUGGGAGCUGCCUGACAUGUCUUCAAUCUUCACCGUUCCCAGCGUUAAGUUACAGCCGGAGUCUGGCGACAGCAUCCAGGUGUGCAGUAAGAGUCACGGCAAAGCGGCGUCGAACAGCAAACACUGACCCGGAGCCAAACAGGUUGGCACUGUCAGCCUUCAAGAUGGAAAAAGGACAAAGAGGAGAACUAGACGGGAACGGCUCUUUAUGUUUAUUUAAAUUAUUUCAUUUCUGGCUGGUUUGACCUUCCAUGUGGGACUGAGAGCAAUUCAGUCAAAUCUGAGUUUUACCAUCAGGAAUGUCGUGUAACAUUCCCACAUCGACGGCAUGCUAACGACGUCCGGACUUCAAAAGGCAAUUAAUGCGAACUGUUUGUGUAUGUAUCUACCUAUAUACGAAUGUUUGUACAGUUAAAUAUGUGUCUAUCUGAGAGAACAAACCAAAUGCCCUCCCACGCACAAUCACGCAUUAUUGAGACCAAGUUGGGAUUUUGCAUUUCCUGCAAUCUUCCACAUUGUUGGCUGUGGUACUGUCCAGCUGCGCUCCCAAUAACAAUGACAACUAAUCACACAAUAAUAACUAAGGAUGCACCGAUGUAUCAGCCGAUCGACCGAUUAAUUAAAAAUAGCCAAUCAAAAGGCAGCAGAAAAGCAUGCCAGACAGCAACUUGUCUUGUGUUGAAUUAAGGGCUGCCAACGUUAAAGCAAUAACAACGCAUUAACGCAGAGCUGUUGAAUCAGCAUCCCUAUAAAUCACCCAUAGUUCAAGCCAGGGUUGCCAGAUCGCGAAAUUAAAAUGAAUGAACAUCUGAAGGUGUUGAAAGAUACAGUACAGCCUACCAAAAUGUAUCAUGUUUCAUGUAAUCACUUAAUCAGCGUUUUGACCGAAAGAAAAACGUCAAAUAAAACAGGGUUAUGAACAAUGUCACUUAACGUUGCAUUUAGCUCAGGAAAGCUAAACACUAGAGGGAGCUUAUUUACUGUUAAUUAUAUGUUUGAAUAAAUCUUUCAUGAAGGCAAGUUUUUAUGAAAAUUACCUUACAUUGUAUACAAAUGUUUUUUAAUUUGUGUGUGAUGAUUAUAUCUUAAAAUAAAUGGCAUUGAAUAUAGUUUUGUUGUUAAUUUUAAGCUCUAAUAUGAUGUACCAAAUGAAAGGCUCCCUGUAUAGUUUAUAGCAUUAGUUUUUUUGUUUUUUUUUUCCUUGAGAAAACUAAACUAUCGGUUUUGCCAUAUAUUCUGAAUAAUCGGCUAUCAAUUUCAGCAAAUAUCAUUCUGAAUAAAUACUAUCAGCAGAUAUCAUUCCAAAUAAUCGUAUCGGUAUCGGCAGAUAUCAUUCUGAAUAAUCAGCUAUCAUUGUUGGAAUCUGCAGAUACCAUUCCGAAUAAUCGGCUAUCGGUAUGGGUAUCGGCAGAUAUCAUUUAAAAUAAUCAUUAUAGGCAGAUAUUAUUCUGAAUAAUCGUAACGUCAUCGGCAAAUAUCAUCCGAUAAUAAUAAUCGGUUAUUGGUAUUGGUAUCAGCAGAUAUCAUUGCGAAUAAUUGGCUAUCGAUAUUGGUAUCGACAGAUAUCAUUCUGAAUAAUCGGCUAUCAGUUUACACAGAUAUGAUUCUGAAUAAUCAGCUUUCGUUAUUGGUAUCAGCAGAUAUCAUUCUGAAUAAAUACUAUCAGCAGAUAUCAUUCCAAAUAAUCGUAUCGGUAUUGGCAGAUAUCAUUCUGAAUAAUCGGUUAUCAGUAUACACAGAUAUAAUUCAGAAUAAUCAGCUAUCAUUGUUGGUAUCAUCAGAUAUCAUUUAAAAUAAUCAUUAUAGGCAGAUAUUAUUCCAAGUAAUCAUAACGGCAUCGGCAGAUAUCAUUCUUAAUAAUCGGUUAUUGGUAUUGGUAUCGACAGAUAUCAUUCUGAAUAAUCGGUUAUCAGUAUACACAGAUAUAAUUCAGAAUAAUCAGCUUUCGUUAUUGGUAUCAGCAGAUAUCAUUCUGAAUAAUCGCCUAUCAGUAUCUGCAGAUACCAUUCCGAAUAAUCGGCUAUCGGUAUUGGUAUCAGCAGAUAUCAUUCUGAAUAAUUGGCUAUCAGUAUCUGCAGAUAUCAUUCUGAAUAAUAACUAUCAGCAGAUAUCAUUCCAAAUAAUCGUAUCGGUAUUGGCAGAUAUCAUUCUGAAUAAUCGGUUAUCAAUAUACACAGAUAUAAUUCAGAAUAAUCAGCUAUCAUGUUGGGAAUCUGCAGAUACCAUCCGAAUAAUCGGCUAUUGGUAUUGGUAUCAGCAGAUAGCAUUUUGAAAUAAUCAUUAUAGGCAGAUAUUAUUCCGAAUAAUCGUAACGUCAU
Cyprinus carpio (common carp) is the source of this 4112-nucleotide messenger RNA. It is a transcript of the gene cdk14, whose product is annotated as cyclin-dependent kinase 14-like. Gene Ontology annotation, biological process: protein phosphorylation. Gene Ontology annotation, molecular function: ATP binding; cyclin-dependent protein serine/threonine kinase activity; cyclin binding. The transcript has 17 exons. Gene Ontology annotation, cellular component: nucleus; cytosol; cytoplasm. The record is from RefSeq and is a predicted model, not a curated record. Lineage: Eukaryota; Metazoa; Chordata; Actinopteri; Cypriniformes; Cyprinidae. Bases 371 to 1921 code for a protein of 516 amino acids.